AUGUCCCUGCGACUCUUAUUCCUCUGUGAUUUGAAGUUAGAGUCGAUUAUGAUUGGCGACCAUCUUGAGGACCUUGUUAUUGUCUCUCAGACGGUUCUGCACACAUUCCCAGCAUACAUAGCCGAGUUUAUUGGAACCUUCUUCUUGGUCUUCACUGUGGGGCUGAAUGUGAGCAUGCAGAACCCUAACGCCCCCCUGUCGAUUGGUUCGAUUCUGAUGGUUAUGAUAUUCUCCAUGGGAAGUGUGUCUGGUGCGCACUUCAAUCCAUCGGUAACCCUUGGUAUUGUCCUGGGCAAUCCUUCCAAGUUCACACUCACCGAUGCUCCUAUUUAUAUGAUCGUCCAGGUUCUUGGUGGCAUCGCCGGCGCGGGCAUCUCUUUCGCUUUGACUGGUGAUGAGAUAACGGUCAAACCGGGUGACCAGUUCUCGGUCUUCCUGGCCGCCUUGCCAGAAAUGAUAUUCACCAUGGCUCUCGCUUUCGUUGUUCUUAAUGUUGCGACCUCCAGAGAUGCUGGAAACCAUUAUUACGGUGUGGCAAUCGGCUUUACAGUGAUUUCUGCUGCAUACGCAAUCGGUCCGAUUUCGGGGGCUUACCUGAAUCCAGCUGUCACCCUUGGAGUCUUCGUCUUCAGCCAAGAAGAGAUCCAAAGCGUCGGUGUGUACAUCGUAGCCCAAAUCAUUGGGUCCUUGCUAGCUGCGCUGGCGUUCCGCGCUGUUCGUUUUUCGAGAAAAGCUGAGCCUACCAGCGAGGUGCAAGAGGAGGUCAACGAGUGCGGAGAGGGCUUGAGCCACCUGAGCAUCCGUUAG
Messenger RNA from Perkinsus marinus ATCC 50983, 807 nucleotides. RefSeq names its product aquaglyceroporin, putative. The transcript is spliced from 6 exons. The record is from RefSeq and is a predicted model, not a curated record. Bases 1 to 807 code for a protein of 268 amino acids. Gene Ontology annotation, molecular function: channel activity. Gene Ontology annotation, cellular component: membrane. NCBI's taxonomy places the organism in Eukaryota, Perkinsozoa, Perkinsida, Perkinsidae. Gene Ontology annotation, biological process: transmembrane transport.